This is a messenger RNA of Symbiodinium sp. CCMP2456, 4076 nucleotides long. NCBI's taxonomy places the organism in Eukaryota, Dinophyceae, Suessiales, Symbiodiniaceae. The record is from the annotation of a GenBank genome assembly.
GAUGGGGGGUCCAGCAGCCGAAAGGCAAGUCCAAGGGCUCCCAGCCAAAAGGGGGCAAGGCCCCUGCGAAAGGGAAGGCCGAUGCUGCGGAAGCAUCACCUCUGGCGCCGCAGGCGGAUGCCCUCCCAGCCCCGCCGGCUGUCGCGGCCCCGGCUAUGCCCAAGAAGACCGAGGCUGGUGGCGGCUCGGCUCCGUCUCAAGAGAAGACGCAGCUGGAUGCUUUGGUCGCGCUCCUGGCCGAUGCAGGAUCUGCGAUACCAGAAGCGGUGCGGAGCUUGGUGGCGGAGCACCAACGAAGCACCUCGAACAACCUGGCCAAGUCCCUGCACCGAGCGGUUGCCGAUCAAAGCAAGGCGCGGGCGGAACUUCAGCGCCUGCGAGCCAACAGGUCCCAUUACCUGUCGGCAUGGAAGGAGUAUAUCGAGCAACUGUCUGGCAUCCUGGAGACGCAGUUGGGCGAGCAGGGGGAGUACCUCGACAAGCUCAACAAUGCGGAGGUGGAAUGGAUUUCGGCGGAGAGGGACGCCACCAUUGCCAUCUCCAGGAUGGCGUCCAAGGCUUCCGGAGAACAGGCCCAGACCGAAUCGGACCAGGACAUGGAGGACAACGAACAACGUGUUGCGGAGGCAGUCGAGAUCGAGUCCCGGCUGCGCAAGGAGAAGGAGGACCAGCAAGCAGCUGGCGCCCAGCUACAGUCUGCUCUCCAAGUUGCCAGGCAACAGGCGGCGGAGCACCUCACGAGACAUGAAAGGGAGGGUUCAAGGACUCCCAGACGAAAGUCAGAUGCGGAGGAGGCCAAGGCGGAGGAAAGCGCCGUCGAUCUCACCACAGAGGGUGGUGGGUCUGCGGCUACGCCCUUCAAGCUUGGCAAGGAGAAGGCCAAGGCUUUGCAGCCGCCCCCUCCGAAGGAGCCAGACUUCGUUGGGCCCCUACUUUCUCGCUUACUGGGCAUCAGUGGACAGCUGGAUGCCAGGACGCAGCAGUGUUUUUCAGACCUUGGCCUCAAAGGCCAUACCACCUGGAUUGACCCGCGGGUCUCCAUUCGGGAUGCGGCUCCUUUGGCCCUCGACGUCUUUGCUGCCCGCUUUUUUGGAUCUUCGGUCAUGGCCUCCUCUGGAGGGUGCGGCACUGCCUGUGCGAUGUCCCCUGCUUUCCGGGCUCCGACUGGUCUCAUGGCCCCGACCGUCGAUGCGCCUGACGCAGCAGCGGCAUUGUUCGUGCCUUCCGACCAGGUGACAGGCUUCACAGCAGCUGCCCAGGUCUCCGUCACGCUUCGAGACGCUACGCCAGGACACUUUGCAAUGCCGGUCGAUUUCCGCCACAUGGAGGGACGCAUUUGUACUGUGCUCAUUGCCCCCGGUUUCAGUCAAGAAGUGGUACACUUCGUGUGCGAUCAGCAUUGUGAGCGCGUCAGAUUGCCUAAGGUUCCCUUUCAUAUCCUCAACCCACAAGGCCUUGUCCUGUCGGUGCCAGGUGAUGAUGGUGACCAUCCGGAUUAUGGAAGGGGUGUGGCUACGGCACUUGCCGAGCCCCCUAUCCCUGAGGCCGCCGAUGGUGAGGUUGAUGUUGCCCUUCAUGAGGUAGAGGAGGCUGUCCUGCUGCAGGUCACAGGUCAAGCUCAGGUUCUACCGCAAGCCCCUGUCGACUGCACUGCCCCGCGUGCGCGCACUUUCCAGGCUGAGGAGCUGGCUAAUCAGGUGCCUGCCUGUGGGCCGGAUAUGCCACCCACCUUGCUUUCGACAGAAGGGCCUCCUCGAGCCAGUGUGACAUGUCCUAUGCACAAGCUGCCUGAUAUUCUGCCGGAGCGAUUUGCCGAUCCGCAGUUGAUCAACAUUCCUGCCGCGCAGCUCUGUCUCUUUUGCGCGGACAGGAGCCACCACAACGAGCUGAGGCGGUACAGUGUUUUUGAUAGGAUCAAGCAUCACACGGUCCGUAAGGCCGCCUAUCAAUGGUCCCUCAGUGACUAUGUCACGGAUGCGGUUCAGCAGGCAGCCGAAGAGAUACAGGUUGUACAAGUUCUCGCUCCCCCUCUCCCGGCCCUCCCUGAACCGCAGGUUUCCCUGACCCCUACAGGCCUCGGCCCAGGCGAACUGGUCCUCCCUGUCGAUUGCCGAAGCCUGGGCGGUCAGGUUGUUGCCAUUGCUAUGAGGCCGGAGCAGGACAUAGGUUCCAUCUUUACUGAGGUCGCGAACUUGCUACCGCAGCUCGCGCCGACCCUGCACAUGGCUUGCAGUAUGGAUGGAGUCUAUGCCCAGGACUCCUCUGGCAGGUCUUCUAUCGGCCCCUUUUGGGAUGCCGCAUCUUCUAUCGGCCCCUUUUGGGAUGCCGCAGCCCGAGGCGGAACGGUCAUACGAUUGGUGCCGCAACCAAUACUGACGGCACAGGUCAGGGAUUCUCUGGCGGAGCUCUUGUUCAUUUUGGCAUUGCAGGGACGGGUUCCCGAACGCCCUGUCGACUCUUCUCAGGACGGGUCGCUUCUUCAGGAAAUGACUCUGGACGCUGGGGCCCUUGCUGGGGAGCUGAUCUCCGAGGCCCCGUUGACCGCACGGGUCACGCCCAUCACAGCCUCUUUCGAUGACCUGCCAGAGCUGCGUUAUUUUAUGACGCCUGUGCGUGUGCCACAUAUGCGGGGCAUCAGCGCUGACCCUGCCGCGGCAUCAGUCCAGGCUAGAGGACGCGACGCCAUAGAUGACACUGCCAUCCUCCUGGCACACGAGACAGCGGAGGGCAUAGUCACUAAAGCACAGGCCGCGCUCACCUGUGUACAUGAGGAGUUUCACAAACGGAGCAUGCUACCCAACUAUUCCAAGGGCAAGUCGGAACUCCUCCUCGCCCCACGAGGUCACGGUGCCCCUAGUGUCCGUCAAGAGGUGCAUAUCAAGCAGGGCGGUCUUGUUCCUUUUGAGACCAGGGAUGGGCGCCAGCAUGUCUUUUGCACACGUCGCUACUUGCACUUGGGGGGGCAUGUAUGCGAUCGUCCUUGUCACAUGUUUGACAUUUGCCAGCAUGCGGUUGGCGCAAAAAGACAGAUCAAGCCACUGCGACGACCGGUCCUGCGGGACCCCGCGCUUCCCCUCAGCACCCGCAAAUUGGUACUGCAGUCGCUGGCUCUCUCCUCUCUGACAUCGACGGCUGCGACCUGGGGAGCCUUGACCAAGGCUGAGGCUAUGGCAUGGAGGCGAGGCUAUGUUGCUUUAGCCCGCACUCUGCAUCGAGAUGACCGGUGGACCGGAGCCCCCACCCUUCCGGGGGAAAAAGAGGUCUGUCUGGCCUCACGUAUGGCCUCCCCCAUGGCCUUUCUUCGCGCGCAAAGGCUCCUGCACUUUCAGAGGGUUUGCCUGACACAGCCCACGCUCAUGGACCUCCUGAUGGCCGAAAAAGAUGUGUCCGGUUCGUCCUGGCUGGACAUCUUGGAAAAGGACGUGACAUGGCUCCAAACCAUAGUCCCUGUCCCAGCCCAGGCCUUCCAUGAUUUCCCGGAGGGUCUAGCCGAGUGGUGCGUGCACGAUAAAACGGCGCUGCGGACUGCCGUACGCCGUGCCCUCAAGCUGGUCAAGCACGUUGGCCAUGAGCCUGAAUGGCAAUCCGCCUGCCCUGGGGAGGGAGAAGGUGCUAGGGCUGACCACCUGCACAGUUGCGAUAAAUGCAGCGCCAGCUUCCCCACAUACCAGGCCUUGGCUGCUCACAAGUUUGCCAAACAUGGAGUUACUUGCCAGGCCAAGGCUUAUGUUGGAAGCACGACAUGCAAGACAUGCCUUAGGCAGUUCUGGUCUGUGCUUAGGAUACUUCGGCAUUUGCAGCAUGAUUCCCCAGCCUGUUUGCAACGCCUUAUCCUGCAUGAUAUGGAGGCAGGACCGGCGAUGCCAGUCGUCGAUCCGGAGCUGUCGAUGCUCCCUGCCACCAGGGUCGCGGGCCCGCCCCUUCCGUUGCACCUCGAGAUCGAUGAUUUUGCCGCCAUGGCAGUGUCGGAGGGCUUCUCACCACGCCACUGGCAGGACAGGUGGGCUUCACCCGCCAUGACAAGAUGGUUAGAGGCCGCUGAUCUCGGGAGGGCUGCGGAUUGUGAAGAGCCGUAA